This is a messenger RNA of Porites evermanni, 14042 nucleotides long. Lineage: Eukaryota; Metazoa; Cnidaria; Anthozoa; Scleractinia; Poritidae. The record is from the annotation of a GenBank genome assembly.
CAGAAAGAUCCUUAAAAAAAGUUUUAUUUUGCUGCUAUAUUCUGAUACCAAGAUACCUUUAGGUGGUCACGGAGGAGGAAAUAUUGUUUCACAAAGGGAAAAAGCACAACCGUGAGAACAUGAAAGCUGGCUAAGUGGCCGAUGUCAUUUUUGUAAGACACGGCACUGCUGAUUUGUCUCCAAAACGCCAUCUUUGACCCAUUUUGGAAAGAGAUGACAUUUGAGAAAUUUACUGGGCCAAGCAGUCUUUAAAAAUUAGUUGAAUUUUUUUGGGAAAUGCAGAUACUACAGGUCUAAAACAACACUAGCAGGUAAGGUACUAACAACAUACAUUUCACCGUUUCAGCAGUUUCAGAAACGUUUAGCUAAGACGACGACACUACUAGUAUUAAAUAUAAUAGGUUUGUUGCAGGCAGGAGUUGAUUUUCACCAUUUCAAGCCCCCUAAUCACGCUAAACGGUACUGCUUAUCAUAAAAAAGAAAUAAUCAGGGUGAUAGGCCUCAGGAGAAGUUUCAGUGCGGUAAACUAAAUUUAAAAUUCAAACGUCAACACGCAUGAAGGCUGGUUUUCACUAGCGACGGAGUCGGAGUCGUAAGCGGAGUCGUAAGAGCGCUUAUGAGGCUAGUGAAAAUCAAAAAUCGGAGUCGUAAGCGGAGUCAUAAGCGCGACGGAAUCGGAGUCAGAAGAAUCAGAACAUUUCCAUUUACUUCCGACUUCGCUUACGACUCCGCUUACGACUUGUGAUCUAGGGGCGCUUUCCAUUCAACAAAAAUUCCGGUUUGAAAUUUCGGCACACUCAUAAUUACGCUCUAAAAGAGAAAAGUAAAUACUGUUUAUAUCCUAAAGAACACUCGACUGUCGAAAAGGGACGGUGGAAAACUAAAGGCCGAGGAAUCCCAUUUCGUGUAGAAAGCCUAUGAAGGCAAGUGAAGGUAAAAAAUUCUUGUGAAUUGAAGCGAUACGUUUCUCAGAAUAUUCGAACGAUUCGAAGCAAUUCCUGGAACUGUACGGUAAAUAAAUUCGGUGUUUUAGCCAAUUUGUAUUCAGCCAGGCUUUGUUGUAUUCAUUUUAGCUUAAUUGAUAAAUUGCUUUAGUUAAAUAUCGUCGACAGGUUUCAGACAAAUAACACGCGUACGCUGAUUCUCACGGACUUUUAUACAACUGUAGCUUGAUUUCACACACUUUUUUUCACCUACUUGUCGUGUUGCGUCAGUUAUUUGACACUGUUAAUGGUAAAUAUCAAAAAUCGAAAAAAAUUGCAACUGAUUCAAACUAUUUGAGAUGGGAUGUUACUAAAACGGGGAAAGGGGAGCGGGGAACGGAAGUCUGGGAACGAGUUGUCAGCGGAAACCUCCACAAAAAUCCAAAAUGGCGGUCUAAAACACGAGAGAGAGAAAGAAGAAGACAAAGAAAGGAAUUCGUGCCUUGGUUGAAAUCAGGUGGGGAUGAAAUUGCAAAUCAGACUCACAUUUUACGUUUACGUUCUGAGCAGGUGGUAUGUUUUUCGAUAUUCAACCUGUUUCAUUUACAAUAUGAUAAGGUCUUAGGUCUUAGUUUUCGAGACACCUGGCACACUCACAUUACUCCUGGAUUACUCCGUUUACUUUAGACCGUCGCUUAAUCCUGCCUGUUUACCCCCCUGAAUGUUCUUUUUUCCACUCAGACAAACUCUUGGAGAGUAAAGGUUUUAUCCAAGAACAUUAUAUGCCCUGUUUUUAGAAUGCUUGGUAAAUAACUCGCAGGCAUUGUAAUGAGAAAUAAACGUGGAAUUUAUUAAUGCAUGUACAUAUAGUGUUCUCGCGUUCUGUGCUUGAGUCAAACUUUGUACAGCUAUUAGUAUUUAAAACUAACGGCUAAAACUUUUUUUUUUUUAAUUUUUUUAUAACUGGGAAAGCUUGUUGUUGUUGUUAGUGUUAUAUUAAAGUCAUUGAGUGAUGAAUUAUGAAUCGUUUAAGGUGGCUCCGUAAUUAAUACAAGAGCAUUUAGCUGUGACAAAUUUUCCGUCAUAACUUUUUCGAUUUUAACGCGAUGGCUGCGAAACUUUGCAAAGAACAACAUAUAUAAUUCGGCAAUAAUAGGGAAUAUUCCGAUUUUAUUGAUGGUAAAUAUUUCUUCAGAAAUUUGCCCUUAAAAGGACGCUAAUGGUCCAAUGAAAUUGCGUCUAGUAAAAAAUUUUGCUGAUAUUUUUUACUGAAAUUUCUGGUAUCGGCUUUAAUUGAUAUAAUAAAUAUGCCAGAGGAAUUUCAGAAAAAUCGUUGGAGUAGAAGUCCGUGACUAAAAGUCGCUCAAAAUUCAGCUGUGAAAUUGUUUUGGAAUUUCAAAAAUAAAUUACUAUCAGGAAGAAGGAGCCACCAGUUUGAAUUUUCGGGACAAGUAAAUUCAAUGUUUGCUAAUUCUUAAAACAAAAACCGAUUGCCUGUCGUGCUAUUCUUUAAAAGGUACUUUUCAGUUUUAGAAGCACUAUUAAUUGCUCCAAACCUUGCUCUGACGUCGAAUGACUUGUUCCUCGACAUUUUUAAAAUAUCCCUUUGCAGUUUUGGUUCAAACUCUUGCUACAUACAUUUUGAUGUAUUGCAAUGCAUCCUCAACGGGUAUUCUUGCUGUACGUUGUUGCCAACUCAGGAAAAAAGUAUUGAAAUUGUAAGCUACCUUGUAUCGAAGCUCAGAUAGAACUGUCCAGCACCUUUGUUUAUGACCAGAAAAUGAGCACGAGCGGCAGCUCUGCGAGGAAUUUGCACCUCAGCCAGGGGGGAUGAAUGACAAUGAUGCCCAUGUCUAUGAACCGAUCUGUAUAAACAUGUAUUGCAGAGUAAAACAUAAUAAUCAAGAAAAAAAAAAUACCCAUUCAUUGAAGGAAGAAGUGACAAAAAUUUCAGAGUUGUAAAUUUAUUCGCGGGCAGUAUUUUUGCGAUAAUUUUAUUUUGCACUGUGAUGUUAUUCGGUUCACAGGCAUGGUCAUCAUUGUCGUUCGUCCCCCCUGGGUGAGGUGCGAAUUCCUCGCAGAACUGCCGCUCGUGCCCAUUUUGUAGUCAUAAACAAAGGUGCUGGACAGUUCUACCUGAGCUCUGAUACGAGGUAGCGUCCAAUCUCAAUACUUUUUUCCUGAGUUGGAAGCAACGAACAGCAAUAAAAGUCGUUGAAAAUGCAUUGCAAUACAACAAAAUGUAUGCAGCAGGAGUUUGAGCCAAAACUGCAAAGGGAUAUUUUAAAAAUGUCGAAGAACAAGUCAUUCUACUUCAGAGCAAGGUUUGGAGCAAUUUAUGGUGCUUCUAAAACUAAAAAGUACCUUUUAAAGAAUAGCACGAUAGGCAAUCGGCUUUUGUUUUAAGAAUUAGCAAACGUUGAAUUUACUUGUCCUGAAAAUUCAAACUGGUGACUCCUUCUACCUGAUAGUAAUUUAUUUUUGAAAUUCCAAAACAAUUUCACAGCUGAAUUUUGAGCGACUUUUAGUUACGGACUUCUGCUCCAACGAUUUUUCUGAAAUUCCUCUGGCAUAUUUAUUAUAUCAGUUAAAGCCGAUACCAGAAAUUUCAGUAAAAAAUAUCAGCAAAUUUUUUUAUUAGACGCGAUUUUCUUCGAACAGUAGGGUCCUUUUAAGCGCUAAUUUCUCAAGAAAUAUUUACCAUCAAUGAAAUCGGAAUAUUUCGUUUUAUUGCCGAAUGAUAUAUGUUGUUCUUUGCAAAUUUUCGCAGACAUCGCGUUAAGAACCAAAAAGUUAUGACAGAAAAUUUGUCACAGCAAAAUGCUCUAGUAUUAAUUACGGAGCCACCUUAAGGUCAGGGUUUGGCAUUGAAAGCAGGGUUAAGCACUGACUUCAAGAAGGUGGUGGACAAAACACUGACCCCCAUUCCAUGAACUACCCCCAAUGACUACCCUAAAAUGGACUAUGCCACUGAAGUUAAGUGAUUAGGGUUAGGAAACUGAGUGAAUCAGGUUCCAUUUAGGGUCAUUAUACUGGGAAAACUGACCUGAAACUUCAUUCACUCAGUUUCCUAACCCUAAUCACUAAACUUCAGCGGUGUAGUCCAUUUUAGGGUAUGUCCGUGAAGUGUGGGUCAGUGUUUUGUCCACCACCCUUCAAGAAGUGUUUAUUCAGGUUUGUCACUAUAUUAAUUUUACUGUAUGUACCAGUAUUUGUUUAAAGCAGAUAGUAGCAGUUAAUCCGAGAUAUUUAAAGUUUUUCACUUGACUCAUGACUCAUCAACUCAAUUAUUUAAUUGGCUCUAUAAUUUCAACUCCUUGACCAAUAACGUGGCCUAAUUUUAAACCGGCAUUUUCUUGGCCUUUACUAGAAAUGCCAAAGCUCAUUUAGUGCAUGUUUUUUUCUAAUAUAAACACAACAAGUUAUACUGUCAGUCCUCUACUAUACCCCCACCUGAAUGCUUAGGCCAAUAUUACAUGGCACAAGGCUAAAGAGAGUGAGAGACAUACUAGAAAUGCCGCACUGACUACUGCCAACAUAUAGCAUGAUUUGUGCCAAUUCCUUUUUGUGCCAAGGAAGUGGUACAUUCAUGGUUGUCUUGUUGUAGUCCUCUAAGGAGAGGGAGGCUGAAUAGAGGAUUUACAGUAAAAGGUCUAAACGGAAUUUUUGCCAGUUCACUCUCUAUGGAGAUGAAACGGUUUGAGGCAAUUGUUCAGUUUUCCCCUUAUAACCUAGUUAUGGUCAAAAGAUACAAAUAUCAAAAUCAAUCUGAAAUGUCAUUCUGAAUAUAAAAUGGGUGUAAAAGCAAAUUCUAAUCAUUUUUUUAAAGAUACUCCUUUGUUGUGAAGGAUUUUGGUAGAGAUCUCUUGACUAUCACAAUUUGCUGGCAUAGCAUGGGCAUAGGGUUCUAUUAUCAACCCGUUAUCGCUUGUUAUAAAGAAAUGAACUGGCCCCCUUUUUGCGAAAGAGUAAUGUAUAUGAAGGGAACUAUACAAUAUCAUAAAAGUAUUUAGGUGGCCACUUACGAAUUUAAACUGUCUCAGACAUGUUAGUUUAUACCUAACCCAUUCGGUUAACUCAACAUAAUGAUUCUAGUCAUACCGACUCGUACCUUAACCCUCUAAGCUUCAUUAUCCACAUACAAAUAACAUUGUCCACACUUAUCUCUUUACAUUUCCUUAAAGAUUUAGAUGACAGAAUUUGGUUGAGGAUUAAAGCAUUUUCCCUUUGGUGAUUAUUUCAUUACUUGUCAUAAACAUUCCUCUGGAUAAUGUAUUGAUAUUGUUUCGAGAAAAUUGAUUUCGGUCGAUCAUGGGACUUGAAGAGUUAAAUUUUCUUUUACUUUGAUCUUUGAUAUGUUAAAACAACCUCAUCUAAGGCAAUAACAUGGUGUAAUCUGGAUAAGCAAUUAGCUUAUCCCACUUCUUUUGGCUGAUUUUAAAACUUAGCCUUGGACUCUUUCAUUCUAAAGUAAACUAAGAAAAUGUGAUGAUUUUAUAAUGUAAACUACACUCACAAAACAUGUUGAAAAGCACUGUAUACAAUAGUGAAUAUGCAUCACUAAAACCAAGCACAACUAAAUCAUAAUUAUUUUCACGGCACCUUCAUUUUUUUGGUUUCUCUUUUUUCCUUAAUCUGUGCCAGUACAUGCCGAAUUCUGUAUUAUUUGGCAUGCUUGACACAAACAUCUUCUGACCUUUGAUAACAUGACAUGUUAUUGUACCUUACAAGCAGAGGAAAGUGAAAAUGGGCCGCAGACGUGUCAUCUAAAACAGGGCAUAUACUUGUGCACCAAUACAAUUGUAAUUUUUCCCACUUUAAGUAUCUACCCUAAGAGGCCGACUAGAUUUUUCUGCAAGAAAGUAAAUUUGAAAGACUGGUCACCUGACGUCCUUUUUGGGUGCGACAUUACCCCGUCUUUGGUCUUUGGCGUCUUCAGAUUGCUUAUUUUAUGAUACUCUUGACACAUGAUCAUAGUUACUAACCCUCAAUAUGUUUAGGUUAAUUUUGUUUAAAACUUGAACGUUUCUAAACGUCACUUCUACUAGGACGGGCCAUAACUCAGCAGGAUUGAGUGAACCUGUAUGGAACGACAACAUGUGUAAAUGAAAAAAGGUGGAAAGUUUCUUCUAAUACAAUGGGGGGACAUGUGGUAGUAGCGGUUUGAUUUCCGUCCAAGUCGCCACUGCAUGUUUUGCUUCUCCCAGUACCAGUCAGCCUCAGGUCUAACAAGGAUGUAAUGGUCAUCAGGGGGCGUUGCUGGCAGGAAGUGUUGUUUACAGCCGUAGCAUUUUCUUACAUUUCCCCAAAUUGUUCCCACUUGAUAUGGGACAUUUCCUUUAAGAAUAAGUUGAGAGAAUUUGAUAAAAGAUCAAAGCAUUUUUUCUCUUUGGUGAUCAUUUUGUUAGUUCUCAUAAAUUUAUCUAUUGACAAUGUAUGGAUAUCAUUAGGAGAAAAUUGUUGUUGGUCACUAUUGUGACUUAAAGGCUUAAUAGCUGAUUCUCCAAUUUGUAAUCAAUGACUAAUCAAUACCCCACAAAAUGUUAGCUAGUUCAUCAAUCAUAGAUAUAUCAUAGGCCUUGUCAAAUUGGCCAAAACAAAAAAUAAUACAGCCCCCUCCCUCCAGCAUUUUGAUUAGGAAAGUAAAAUACAGGCAAUGUUUUGAUGGUGCAGAGAAACACGUUUGAAAUAGGAAACUUCAUGUAAAGCAAAAUGUGUAAAGGGUCAUAGAUCUUUGUAUCUCAGGUGCAAAGAAAGUCUUGACAAUGUUAAUGCUCACUGGGAACUUGCUUAAAAAUUUACCUUGGUUCGAAUUUUAUUUUCCUUAACCCAGGAAAUAGCUACAUAAAAGGGGGUCAAAAGAAAAGUAAAUAAUUAACCAAGGGUAAAAUUGAAACAAUAACGUCAAUUUUGUGUCAGGAUGGUAUGACACAAGGUGUAGUGUCAGCUUCAAGUUUUAAAAAAUGAGAGCAAGUGUUUUGACUUUGAUGAUGAUGGUAAUGGUAGUGGCAAUGAUAAUCUUAUGAUCAGGAAAAGAUAUUUAAACUAUCUAGAUAAAUAAAUAACAGACUGCAAAUUUAUAUAAGGAUUUCUCUUUUUUAAGGCAUUGUAUAAAAACCUACCUAUCUUUUUGUUGUUCUCCUUUUUCCCUUUUUGUUGGAGUACUUUCCAAGGAGGAACUACUUAAAAUUUGAACUACCUCUUCAAUAUUCUGUUGUCAGAGAGAAAUACUUCAAUUCAAGAUACUGAAGUAAAACCGUGCACAACAAUGUAAUAACUUUUAAUGAGUGAUGUACAUUUACAUCCUACCUGUACAUCAUCAUGCCACCUGACUUCAGGUAAAUCAGAAUCAGAAUCUGAGGUAUGAAAGAGCAAAAAAAAAGUCCCAUUGUAACAAAAAGACCUGAAUGCCACUGUUUAAAAACGUGAAAAGUUUCCCACUGACAUAAGAUAGACAACAUUGGCUUUGAAGUGUCGCAAGGAUUUGAGGGUUUCUUAACUGUUGCAUUUUACUCGUGAUCACAAAAAAGAGACUCGUCAGAAAAUAACAAUAAAAUAAUCCACCUUUGUUCGGAGGAAAGUGUAAUACUGGCAAUAUUAAACUACAGUAGCUAUAGAGUUAAAGUUAUCGAAUUGGUGAUCUUUAGCUUUAAUAGAUAAAAUACUCCCAGCCAAUUAGCGAAGAAGGAGACAAAGACUUGAAAUAAGUCGGAAUAAAACAUCAUCCCUACAUUUAGUUUCAAAAAGUAUGACACAUUUUCAGCAUUCAUAUCUACAUUUCUGCACCUAACAACAAUAGAAGACUGAUCAUGCGGUUAUUAAUUGUACUGCUGUUAUGAUUAUUUGAGUUAUAACCCAUUUUGUGCAUAGAUCGACUUACAACAAACGAGUAAACAUUUCUGCAUUCGGUUCAAUACGGCAUAGGCUACAAAAACAACAGAUCAGGAGGAACUGAAAUCACAAAGAUCCUAAUCUUGUUGAGGAAAUGUAUACAACUUGUCCUCUGAUUUGUUGAUGUUCAAGUAUGUUCAGUUUACUAUGGUGUAAAAUAUUACUGCAUUACAAUGAAUACUCACCUUUCAGAAGAUCUAACUUCUAUCACACCUGAAAUAUAAGUUAUAGAACUAUUAGUACUCCGAGUUUUUUGGUCAAAAUUGGCACUUGUUUAGGAUUAAAUUCACUUGUGUUGACAGUAAAGACUCACCAGCCAUGUUUUCGCCUCUUUGCACGUGGUGUGUUCCUUUCUGUUAUUUCCAGUGCCUCUCUGCCAUUUUUCUGCCGUCAUCCCGCCAUUUUGGAUUUUUGUGGAGGUUACCGCUGACAACUCGUUCCCAGACUUCCGUUCCCCGUUCCCCCGCUCCCCGCUCCCCGCUCCCCGCUCCCCGUUCCCCGUUUUAGUAACAUCCAUUUGAGAUGUCAUGCUUUACUCCAGCACUUCACUUUCCAUUGGAAACUAUUUGGUCUUGUAAGCAGAAUAGAAAAGAGCGGUACUGGGGACAACUAUUUUGGCAAAUGGAAAGGGACAUUUCGGUCCGACCGACCGAAAUGACGGGCGCGAUCCAUUCAACCAAAAUUCAGACCGGUCCGACCGGGAAAAGAGGACCACCUCAAAAGGUGGACCUGUUUUUUCGAAACUUUUCCGGUUGGACCGAACCGAUCCAUUGAGUUUUGGACCGAAAUUUCCGGAAAUUUUGGUUGAAUGGAUCGCGCCCGACCAGACCGGUCACAGUGGACCACCUUCAAAGCUAGUCCCGAAUAUUCCUAUCGGACCAAACCGAAAUGGGCCGUUCCAUUUGAUGUACUACCGGAAUUUUGGGUUGAAUGGAAAGCGCCCUGAAAACCAGAUUGUGGGAGUCGGAAGCAGAUGCGGAAGGAUAAGCCAAUCACAAUGCACGUUCCCACGCUUUGUUAUUGGCCGGUUUGGUUCUUCUGCUUCCGACAAUCUGGUUUUCACUGGAUCAUAAGUAGCCUGUUCCAGGCGUUCAGAUAGUGGGGAGCGGUGCGAAGAAAAAAGGAGCGCGAAAAAAAUAAAAGCGAGGGAGGGGGGGAGGUCAGAGAGGGAACGCCUGUUAGAUUUGUUUUAAAUAGACUCAUCCGCCCACUCAGACCGCGUCGGCUGUAGGUGGUCUUCACUUGUCAAUUAAGACUGAUGCUACAGCCCCAUACAUUUAUUAUUGUUCUUAGGAAUAAAUCAAAAUUUCUCACAUCAAAAUUAAUAUUAUGUGUACAUAAUUUUACUAAAAACCUAAUGUAAGACUUUCAGACAAUAGAGAGCGGGAUAAGUAAUUUAUUUACGGCUUGAAAACAUGAUUUGAGCGUGUACGUGACAAAAAAAUUAUGAAUCAAGUGACAAACAAAUAUCGCUCAUUUCCAUAGAAAGCCGUUUCAAUACAGAUCGUUAACUCGAGCGAUGAAAAUGCCCAACAAACGAAGGGAAAAUUUACUACUCGAUGAUUGAGUGGACCUCGUCAAUAGCGAUAGCUGCAACUUGCUUUCCAAGCUUUCCUUUGAAGUCCUUUUGUCCAUUCCUUAGACAACCACGAUUUGUGACAGCAGUACGCCUUUGAGUGAAUUUUUAAGGAUCAUACAAUUUCACAGCUUCCACUUUUAACGGCUUCAUCCACAUCUUCUCCCAUCAUUGCCGCCGCUACUCCGAUUUUGUUCAAAUGUUCCACUUGGUCUUUCAUGAUGGCAAUCAACGGAGUUACCACAACAAUCGUAAAUGGUAUUCUAUCCUGCCUUCAUUCCAACGCACGCUUUAUUCGAGGAAAAAGCUGGAAAAUAAGUCUUUUUCCAAAGCCAGUCGGUGAAAUUGCGAAGACAUCUAUCCUGCCGACUACGUGUUUUAAACAGUUCCUUUGCUCUUCGCGUUUUAGCCUCCACGUUUGGAAAGUCACUCAGCUCUGUGUUUGUUGCGAGCUCGAAUUCUGGACAGGACGUAGAGUCUGUCAUCAUCGCCAUAUCGCAUUUCUCGCUGUGAUCGAAGACGCUCCACUGUUGACAAAAACUGUCAAAAUCAACCAAUCAGAGGGUAUACCAGGAUCUGGUAUACCGGAACGCACUUCUGUUAAGAAUUCUUACAAGCGUUCCCGCACCUCUCUCCCCAGUCCCCCUCUACUUUUCAUCGCUAUCUUUACUUCGCACCGCUCUCCACUAUCUGAACGCUUGGAACAGGCUAGAUCAUAAGCGGAACGUAAGCGACGGAGUCGUAAGCGGAAUCGGAACGCUGUUUUCAGUAGAUCAUAAGGUCUACGCUUCUGAUUACGACUCCGACUCCGAGUCCGUCACUAGUGAAAACCAGCCUUAAGAGGCCGUGACUACAUUAUGGAAGUAAUGCAUACUUCGCUGCGACUGUAAUGGAACAAACCGCUUAUUCCCUUCGAUUCGCUUAUUGACCGCCAGUUAGCUGUGAGACUUGACAAGAUUCAGUUAUGCUUGGAAAUGGCUGUUACUGAAAGAGACCCGUGACUUUGAGUCGCUAGCUCAGUUCUUCUGUUUUGUGCUGGCUGUCGAUACUACUUUGUUUACAUUUAUUUUUAUAGUUUGUUGUUCACAUUUUUCUUCUUUACCCCGGCGACUAUUUCUUUUUUCUAGAAAAUAACAGUUUCUUAGAAAAAUUUAUGCAUUAUACCGAGUCUUUGUUUGACUUUUACCCAUUUGCAUUUGGUUACUAAUGGUCCGUUAGAUCAGUUAAUGUACUGUUGGGAAUUUAGGGGCGUGAAUUUGAUUAUAAGGUCGGGCAAUCCGCUGUAUAAUUAGCUACGGCCGCGGGCCAUCAACCUUUUAAUUUCAGACAUAGUUCAGUUGAUUCUCAAUUUCCUUUGUCUCCUAGGUAGGUGGGAGACAAAUGGAAUUGAGAAACAACCUAGUUGAAAAAGUGACCUGAAAUCAAAUUUGAGUUUGAUAUAAAUACUGAUUAUGAACACUAAGUCACUCAGAAUGCAUGCCAUAUUAUGUUAUUGAGUUUUACCAUGGAUGCUACAUCAAACUGAGAUUUUUCCGAACUACUGAAAAUGUGGAAGAACUGUACUUAUUAAGUGAUAAGGAGUACCUCGAAUAUAGCUAAUAUCUACAGCUUAAGCGAACUCUAUCAUAUUUUUAUGAUGAAAGCAUGACAUCUUUUACUUGUAUUCAUUUAUAGGCCAUAUAAUUAUGCAUCCUUAACUGACUGCGUUUAACGUCUGCCUCUUCAUAAUUUUCAAAGUAGAGUUUAUGCUGAUUGGAUUCUGAUCGAGAUACGAAUUAAUGCGUAGCCUGGAAUUUUCAGCUGUCUCCUAGAGUCGCAAACUCCCGAGACGUCUGAAUCAACGAGCCGCUAAAAAGCUUGAAUGAAUUGCCAAGUACAAUUAAGGAUUUUCAUGGCAACUGAAAAAUGGAUGGUUAGAAGUACUGGCGUUGGUGGCUUUAUUUUUCCUCAAAAAAGGAACCUUUGGUGCUAAUAACUCGUAGGGGGGUUCCCUAGAUGUUAUACUUGCUUUUUUGAGAAGGGCAAAUAGUAACUUUGAUAAAUAGCAGUUCUUCAAUCUCACUCCACAUUCAGCAUAAAGUUGUUCUUCUUGUAGUGCUUACUGUAUUCGCCGUAGGUUUCUGACUAUUCAGUUCUUCUUUGCAAAGUUAUAGAAGGCAUAAAAUUAAUGUUUCAUUCUAUAGAACCCUUAGCCACAAUAAAAUUACAGUUGUAAUAGCGCAUCCGAGAAUCUUGGUGAAAUAAGGCUCACCACCGAGUAGUCUCUGGUCUGUUACCUGCAGGGGUACUUACCAUGUAGGGCAACCGCAAAUUCUGGUUGGAAAAUCGAAUCUUUGCGCCAUUUGGUUUGGGAAGCCUCAGAAAAUAUGGGCUGUGUUUUGGGAUGAUGUAAUUUUUCUACGGUUUUUAGUAUGUUCACAUGAGUUGGAUAUACAUUGUAGCGGGUCUCCCACCACGUCAAAUUUUAUAGUGUCAUUUUUACGCACACGAUUUCCGGCCGGGUGGUUUGUCAGAAAUGGGUCUAAACGUUGAGCACUCGGAGUGUACAACAUCCUUUAUUUAGGUUUCAGCUUAUGAGUAUUCAUUUGGUGACUUUUUAUUUUAUCUCCAUUUUAGGGUUGCGAACAAGUUAACAAUUGACGCAAGGUCAGAUUUUUUUGCCCAUGGCGUUCCCUGUUACCAUUAGUAUUCCAGAAAACAUUUCCGGUCCAAGCGAUGGCUUCAUUAAACACGUAGAGUUUCACGGCGCAGACGAGACAAAUUUCUCCUUCACGUACAAAAAACUGGAAAAAACCCUGUUGUUUGAAUACCUGAGACGAAACGAAACAUUAAGUCACGAGCAUGUUAUGACUGUAACCUUUAAAACGCCGACGGUCCACUUCUGCGUUGACGUCUUAAAAAGCGGCAUUUUUUGCGAACAAAAACACUACCGUUUUCUUGGUUAUUCUGAAAGUCAAAUGACAGAGAAAACGUGCUUUAUGAUGCACAUUUCAGAAUCCGGAAUUCAUGAUCUCCUGUCAGAGUUUGGCGACUUCUACCAGAUAACGGAUCCCCGGUCGCGAGCAAGAAGGUACGGUUUGUUAUUUGCAACAUUUGAUAACUUACUGGAACUAAGUAGAGAUGACGUCGUGGUCGAACCAGAUGUAAAAAGUCGCUUUGGAAGACACACAUUCACUUCUGGCUGUGGGUUUAUGUAUCCGCAAUUUCAUGCCAAGUUGCAAAGUCAGCUUAAAGGUACCCGGUAUCCGGAACCAAGCGCUAUCUUAGUUCGCUACCAAGGGUUUGAAGGCACGUUAGUCCUGAAAGAUGGGCCCCCAAAUGUCAGUCACCAAGUACAGUUGCACGAGUCUAUGCAGAAACUCGACAUCCAAGAGGUGAUGAAGGAUGCAAUUACGUUUAUGUGUGUGGUGGACCAUUCUAGACCUCACGAGAAUGGUUAUCUCGACAUUCUUCUUACUAUGCUCCUAAUAGACAGAGGAGUAUUAGCUGAGUACAUCAAGAGUCUACAGAAGGGUUAUUAUAAACUUUUGAAGAAAAUGUGCAAAGAUAAAGCUUCAGCAGAUUUGUUCCUUCGCUUAACUGGACGAAACUACUCCGUGAAUCGAAAUUUGACGUCACAGCUGCGACAAGACGAGAUUGAUAAAAUGAUCGAUUAUGUCGAUGACCCAGAACAUGAACAGCCAAAACUGAAACGCGUUCCACGUACUUACAUUUUGGUACCAAAAUCGAGAAUGGUAUUCGGCGUAUGUGAUCCUCACGGCGAGUUGAACUACGACGAGUGUUACUUCAAACCAACUCUCUUCAGUGACGAAAGUGAAGAGUUCGCAGAUAAAAGCAAGGUCAUCGUGGCUUGCAUUCCCUGUCACCAUCCAGGAGAUAUACGAGUUUUGACACUCACGCAUGACAAGUCGGGAUACGAAAACCUGAAUGACUGUCUAGUGCUGCCAGUGAAAGGUCCCCGCUCACACGCUUUUGAGUGUGGCGGAAGCAAUUUCUGCGGGACCAAGUUCUUCGUCAGCUGGGAUGAAUCCCUUAUUCCCAAAGAAAACGUUAAACCGUGUUCCUAUUUACCAAGCAUCAGAGAACGUAUCUAUAUAGAAUGGGCCAAAUUUUGCACAAUACUCCUUGGACAUUCUCGUCGCAAGAAUGUAAAGGUAAGUCAAGAAGAAAUGAUCGACCAUUUUGCCACGUUCGUGGAUAACUUGCCAAAACGGAUAGACCAGACAUACAAGAGAUUUGCAAAAGCUUUUGGUCCUUCUUCAAACGAGUGUAAACAGUUGAGCAAGAUGUUUUAUCAAGCAACUCACUUGACAGUUAACGCAACUGUCCUCCAGAAAAGGUUGGCACAAGAGUUCGAGCACAAAGACCCAGCAAGAUCAAGAACUUCUUCAGGUGAUCAAUCACCGACAGAAAGAUCAGGUCUUCUGGACUCGGAUGAGGACGAAGAAACCCCGGAAACACAUUUCACCGGAAUCUUCGAAAGGAAUAAUGAAGGGUUGUUGAACCAACUCUUUUAUCAGCUCCGGAAUCGGCGUUCCUCUUGUCGUAGAAAACCUUCAUCAGCUCCUGACUAUGAAGCACUCUGGAACGAAUUUGAUGAACAAACAGCACGUUUUGUUGAAGAAAUGGAACAAGGGCAAGAUUUUAACUGA